GUGAAAGCUUAUUUAUUCCGGCGAAUGUCUUCUUCUUGUUCAUUACGCCCAUUUGCCACGAGUCAUUUCUCUUUUGUGGCUAUAAAUAUGGCCAAUUUAGCACACAUAUACACACUACUCUAUUUCUACAGAGCAAAGAUGGAUAAUAAUGGUGGUGGUUUUCAUGGUUACCACACAUUCCCUUCUACACCUGCUACAGAGAUGAGGAUGGGAGUGCCUGUGCCUGUUCAUCUUAACCAAGAUUCUGAAUGCACUAUUCGGGAGCAAGACCGAUUCAUGCCAAUAGCAAAUGUGAUCAGAAUCAUGCGUCGGAUCCUUCCUCCCCAUGCUAAGAUAUCUGAUGACUCUAAACAGACCAUCCAAGAAUGUGUAUCUGAGUUCAUAAGCUUUGUAACUGGUGAAGCCAAUGAGCGUUGCCAAUGUGAGCAGCGCAAGACCAUCACUGCUGAAGAUGUGCUUUGGGCAAUGAGCAGGCUUGGUUUUGAUGAUUACAUUGAACCCUUGACUUUCUACUUGCAUCGUUAUCGUGAGAUCGAUGGUGGUGAGCAUGGAACCUUGACAGAGGAGGAGUCUUUGAUGUUGAAGCUUGACCCAUCUUAUGCAGGUUACUUUGUGUAUCCACUGCCAAUGGCCAACACUACUUAUAUUUCUCAGUGUGCUGUGGAAAGUGAUGACUCUCUCUUUCUCUGCUGAAGGAAUUGAGUGAGCUGUUGUUGAAAUUUGAGUAUGACUUGUUUAUAUUUUGAUGCAAAAUCCUUAAAACCAAUCUACAUCUUUGGGCCUUGUUCAAUUUUCUGUAAUGGAUUACACAGUGCAGGAAGAACACUUAGCUAGGA
Molecule: messenger RNA, 836 nt
Organism: Solanum lycopersicum (tomato)
Lineage: Eukaryota; Viridiplantae; Streptophyta; Magnoliopsida; Solanales; Solanaceae
Product: nuclear transcription factor Y subunit B-4
Biological process (GO): regulation of transcription by RNA polymerase II
Cellular component (GO): nucleus; CCAAT-binding factor complex
Molecular function (GO): DNA-binding transcription activator activity, RNA polymerase II-specific; protein heterodimerization activity; RNA polymerase II cis-regulatory region sequence-specific DNA binding
Source: RefSeq, a predicted model, not a curated record